Cylindrotheca closterium is the source of this 591-nucleotide messenger RNA. NCBI's taxonomy places the organism in Eukaryota, Bacillariophyta, Bacillariophyceae, Bacillariales, Bacillariaceae. The record is from the annotation of a GenBank genome assembly.
AUGGUGAAAUCAAUUCAAGAUGGAAAGUCGAUCGACUUCAAUGCGAUCGCUCCAAGAUUGAACGCUCCAACUCAAACUGAAGCUGUUGCAAGAGAAACAGAGAUGGCCCAAAACAAGAUUCUCUAUUCUGCAAAGCUCGACGAAAACAUGCAAAGAUCAGCAAACAAGAGAACUGUCAAAUCAAACAUCAUGCUGAAGUUUGUGACAAAGGCGAUGGAUAUCAAGCUUCAAGGUGAAGCCGACUUCACGACUACUCUUGAAGAUCCUAUUGAACUCUUGAAACGUAUUGAACGAUUCAUGAAGAAGAGUGCUGAUGCUGAGUAUGAUUUCUUGGAUUUCUGGGAAGCAAAUCAAAAGUUCUUUGCUAUGAAGCAAGGAACAACCAAAAACUUGAUGCAUUUCAAGGAACGAUUCUUGAGACAGGCUGAAGUCCUGCAAGAUCUAUAUGGCGUGGCCUGGUUCCAAGAUUUUGCAGUCAAGACGAAAGCGUAUGCUGCUAUUGCUAGCACCGAUACUGCUGCUCAAAACAAGUUCAAGGAUGAUGUCUUUGAAGCCGUUCUUGCAACAGGAUUUCUAUGCAACAGUGAUUGA